Messenger RNA from Helianthus annuus (common sunflower), 191 nucleotides. RefSeq names its product NADH dehydrogenase [ubiquinone] iron-sulfur protein 5-B. The record is from RefSeq and is a predicted model, not a curated record. The coding region runs from base 1 to 165 and encodes 54 amino acids. The transcript has a single exon. Lineage: Eukaryota; Viridiplantae; Streptophyta; Magnoliopsida; Asterales; Asteraceae. Gene Ontology annotation, biological process: mitochondrial respiratory chain complex I assembly.
AUGGCGUCUGGGUGGGGGAUAACAGGGAACAAGGGAAGGUGCUACGACUUCUGGAUGGAUUUCAGCGAGUGUAUGUCUGGUUGUAGAGAACCCAAAGACUGCUCUCUUCUCCGUGAAGACUAUCUCGAGUGUCUUCACCACUCUAAAGAGGUUAAAUCUCCUUAAUUUGAAUCCAAUCGAUAUAUUUUUCA